UAAAUGGCAAUUUGACAUGUUAAUCUUCACACUGCCAUUUAAUUUAAUAUAUUUCAAUUAACUUUUCUUUUUGCCAUCCACAUGCGACUUGAUUAUCUGAAAUGGUAUAAUAUGACAGAGCCUAAUAUGAUAAUAAGAUAACAGUGGAUUUUAGAUACAAACUCGCACGCAGGUGCGCGCAUUCGGCAAAGAGGCGUGUCACUGACGAGCUUAUAAAGCGCACAGGUGCGCGCUAAUUGUGCACACAGCUGAUCCGAUUUGAUUGUCUGAUGUGUGCACGCCGCGGUUCAGAGCUCCGUGAUUCAACCACAGCUUUUUGACUUUGAAAAACAUAUUUCCGCUGCGACCAUGAGUGCUGGAGGAGGCACCCCGUACAUUGGCAGUAAAAUCAGUUUGAUAUCCAAGGCGCAGAUGCGGUAUGAGGGCAUAUUGUCGUCCGUCGACACCGACAGGUCCACCGUCGCGUUGGCCAAAGUUAAAUCCUACGGGACAGAGGACCGGUACAGUGAAAGACCAGCGCCACCCAAAGAUGAAACUUAUGAAUACAUAAUCUUCAGAGGAAGUGAUAUCAAAGAUAUCACCGUGUCUGAGCCACCAAAACCACACCAUGGACUGCCUCGUGACCCUGCUAUUGUACAGUCAUCCCUGGGCAACUCCUCUGCUGCGUAUCACCCACGCUGGAGUUCAUACAGGGACAUGUUGCCCACCUACAACCAGCUGGCUGCUACUUCUCUCCUCAACCAGCAGUACAAUGCAGCACUGGGCCUCGUACCAGGACUUCAUGGCAUGCCAGCCAGAAGGGCCCCCAUGGUGGAGCAGGCUGUGCAGACCGUGCCCAUGGACAGCGCCGCCCAGAAAAGGGGGAAGCCUUUGACCCAGCCUCAAGGCAAACCGGCUGUUCGUCCAAACCCGCGCCCGGUUCAGAAGGAGAACGUACCCACCAUUCGGGCGCCAUCUCAGCCAAGUGUAGCCAAGGUUCAAGGCCCCGAGAACCUGAAGCAAAGGCAGAAACAAGGCAAUCGCAGGUCCAGGAACCGAAGCAGAGGCCAACUCCUUGUGAAGAACUCCAAGGCCACGACCUUGCAGUUUGAGUCCGAUUUUGAUUUUGAAACCGCAAAUGCUCAGUUUAAAGACGAACUCACUAAGGAGGUCGUGGUGGAUUCCGGGGAGGGCCAGGACAGCCCGGGUAUGCAGGAGGACUCUCUCGGAGAGAAGUACUACGACAAAGCCAAAUGCUUCUUUGACAACAUCUCCUCAGACCUGACGCCCAGGAGAACCACCUGGGCGGAGGAGAAAAAAAUGAACAUGGAAACAUUUGGAGUGCCCGGGCGCUUCCUGCGAGGCCGAGGAUUCAGGGGCCGAGGACGCCGAGGGCAGAGCGCCACGGAGCAGCAACUCCUCCCAAAAAUUGGUAGUGGGAGGGUGUGAAGGCGCUUCUUUUUGUUAACCUUUUCUGUAAAUAUUGUAGUUUUUCUACUUAUUUAAAAAAGUACCUCCCUUUUUUCUUUUCUUCCCUCCCCAAAUUUAAGGCGAAGACAUUUAUUUUAAUUUUCUUUCCCUCGAUCCCAAAUUCGCUUUCAGGGAAUUUUGUACUUUGACGCUUUAUUAUAUGAAAUGGGAGAGGAAUUUAUUUUAAUCAAGCAGCUGUAUGCUGGAAGCAAAUUUAUUAAUUUGCAGUUAGCUUGGUAAAGAUGCAAUGUGGAAUUUGUCUUUUGAACAGGCCAGCAGGCACACAAAGUAGUUUUUCUUUGUUUUCGGGGCUAAAUAUAUUGCAUUCUUCUGUCUACUUGGCUGUCCGAAUGUAACAAAUUGCUUUUGGAGGGCAGCUCUACUUAAUUUCUUUCAUACUUGUCAAAUUAAAACUGUGGAGGACU
This is a messenger RNA of Cyclopterus lumpus (lumpfish), 1874 nucleotides long. Its product is annotated as protein LSM14 homolog B-B-like. The coding region runs from base 349 to 1428 and encodes 359 amino acids. Gene Ontology annotation, molecular function: mRNA binding. The transcript has 8 exons. Lineage: Eukaryota; Metazoa; Chordata; Actinopteri; Perciformes; Cyclopteridae. The record is from RefSeq and is a predicted model, not a curated record.